Triticum urartu is the source of this 1103-nucleotide messenger RNA. The record is from RefSeq and is a predicted model, not a curated record. Lineage: Eukaryota; Viridiplantae; Streptophyta; Magnoliopsida; Poales; Poaceae.
GGCAGCCCACUACCCCCGACCCCCACCUUCUUCUCCCGACACCUCCCACCCUCGGCGGCGCCUCACCAUCACCCACCACCGCGGCGCCCCACCUCCACCCCAACCCCCAGCGCCCCAUAACCACCCCACCCCUCUUCCUCCUGGCCGGCGCUGCCGCCCAUCCUCUUCCUCCCAGUCGGGCCCGCCGCGCCUCCUCUUCCUCACGGCCGAGGCCGCCGCGCUUCCUCUUGCUCCCGGAAUCGCCACCGCCCCUGGAUCCCCUUCCUUCUUCCACCUUUCUUCAACGCCCACGGCUAGCCCACUGUGCCUCUCCUAGUCAUUGCAUCCCUCGCAGAUCCUCCUCGGCGUUGCCCAGAUCCAGUGGAGCACGCGCCCGAUUAGCAACCGGGCUUUGGUGGCCGGGGGUGACCGUUGUCAGAGGAGGAGGUUGGGGGAAGGAGCGGACCACGAGACUCGGCAGAUGCGCGUAUGAGGGGAGCUGGUGAGCCUGCCGCGGCGCCGAGGAUCGCAGGUUCUGAAGGUGGCCGGAGAUCACCGUCCUCCUCUCUCUUUAGUGGAGCCUGCUGCCCGAUGAGGGCGAGUAGUGGAGCCUGCCACCCGAUGCAGUUCGAUUGGGUCCUCCCUUGCAUGAGCAGCCCAAGGCGCGUUGCUGGAGCAGUACACAAUAACAGUACAAUACAGUUCGUGGGCGCGCCAGCAACGACCGCAACAACGCAGCCCACCCCAAAAUGCGACCAACGACGGCAGCAACGCAUCCCACCCCAAAUGCGAGCGACGGCAAGGAUUGGCCAAUGCAGUGCGUGCGUGCACUUCAGCUUGUCUGUUUUGUUUGAAGAUUUUAUUGCUUAUAAUGGCAGCGAUUCAUUUGUAAAAAAGUGGUGGAACUUCGAUGCAGCUCAUUCCAGAAAACUCUGUGGUUCAGUUCAAAAUUUGUGUCUCGGUUUUGUUGUUCUUGCAGUAGGGGGUAACAUCAAAAGGCAAAAAGAAGAAGUGAAAAUACAGAUGCAGUUCUCUGCCUAGUGUGGUUCUGCUCGGUACUAGAUGUAUCUGCAAUACAGAUGUCUAUGAAUUUGUUUGAAGAAGACAAAGUAGUUGACUCCAAA